Messenger RNA from Penaeus chinensis, 986 nucleotides. RefSeq names its product cadmium metallothionein-like. The transcript is spliced from 4 exons. The record is from RefSeq and is a predicted model, not a curated record. Lineage: Eukaryota; Metazoa; Arthropoda; Malacostraca; Decapoda; Penaeidae. The coding region runs from base 211 to 669 and encodes 152 amino acids.
CUUACCAACAGCCAAAUUCUUCCUUACAACACUCUAGAUUGUGAACCCCUGGCGAAUUGCUCUAGCAGAGGAGGCUCUUGCAAGCAGACCUGUGCAGCCAACGAAACUGAAGUACCGAAUGGGUGCACGGGAACAAACUGCCUGUGUUGCAUCCCCACAGCCAACAUUCCUGUCUGCGUAGCUAACCAGACAACUUGCGAUGGCACAUGUAUGGACUCCCAAACUUGCGAUCAAGAGAUUACUAACAUGACAUGCAAUGGGACCAACUGCAAGUGCUGCCGCGAUUGCAAACCUCUUCCAGUUUGCCAAAAUUUGUCCGGUGAAUGUAGUUUUAUACCAACGGGUGUAUGUCCAACUGGUCGAGUCAAGAUUCCGAAUGGGUGCUCCGGCGUCGACUGCACAUGCUGCGUCGGAACGUCUGGGUUGCUGAGCUGUCCGGUAUCACCAGGUUGCUCCGGGAGAUGCAGAGACGCGCGUGUGUGUCCGGUGGUGAUGACGGGUUCAUCCUGCGAUACGCAAGGGUGCGCAUGCUGCCUCGACUGCACCGACAACUCCUGCGCGCAAAACAACGGUACAUGUCGCGAGAGAGGAACCUGUCUAGCCAACGAAACCCUGCUAAACGGCAACCAUUGCAGCGGGAAUAGAUGUGUCUGCUGCAAGAGAAAUUGAAUUUGAGAAACGGUGAACGAGCUUGCUGCAUUACUAAAUUCAAGUGAACUUUAUUCUUCACAUCAACUGCACGAGAUCAUAUGACAAUGUAGACACUGACACCAAAUCCAUAUGUAAAUUGUCAACACCUUCGCUGUUUUUUUUUUAUGGUUUAUUCUUUCGAGUCAUAUGCAAUGCCAGCGGCGAGGUUUGUCAUAUAUCUUUUUUUGUAUACAUUUGAUUAUGCAUUUAUAGAUUUACGUGACAAUUGUAUUUUUUUUUUUUUUCUCUUUUCUUUCCACUUCUUUGCUGCUUUUUCUUGAUAUAUACGUAUACAA